Messenger RNA from Mesorhabditis belari, 288 nucleotides. The record is from the annotation of a GenBank genome assembly. Lineage: Eukaryota; Metazoa; Nematoda; Chromadorea; Rhabditida; Rhabditidae.
AUGGGCAAUUCUUCUACGAAGCGAUCAACGGGUGAUCCUUCACGAACUCCAUCGCAAACGAUUCAAAUUGAUUGUGGGAAAGACACGGAAGGAAAAGCGAGAAUAAUCACAGCUCUGAUUCCUAACGAUUAUCGACCGGAUCUAAGCGACACCAACUAUCGCUCGGAGGAUCUAGAUGAAAAGAUAUACCACAAAAUUGGCCAAGGAAGAACCGUGACUGCUGUAGCGGCUUUGCGUGAAAUCAAAGGCGCGUUUGGAAACGAAACCGAAAGAGUCGUUUUGAAAGAG